Messenger RNA from Acyrthosiphon pisum (pea aphid), 1334 nucleotides. RefSeq names its product putative phospholipid-transporting ATPase IIB. Lineage: Eukaryota; Metazoa; Arthropoda; Insecta; Hemiptera; Aphididae. The coding region runs from base 222 to 1334 and encodes 370 amino acids. The record is from RefSeq and is a predicted model, not a curated record. Gene Ontology annotation, biological process: retrograde vesicle-mediated transport, Golgi to endoplasmic reticulum; phospholipid translocation; endocytosis. Gene Ontology annotation, cellular component: plasma membrane; endosome; trans-Golgi network. Gene Ontology annotation, molecular function: ATPase-coupled intramembrane lipid carrier activity. The transcript has 7 exons.
UUUUUUCUGACUUUUGUACUUAGAAUUUUUAAUAAAUGAUAAUAAUAAAAUCAUUAGACGAUUGUUUUCAGUUGUCAUUAUUUGCAUUUACAUUUUAUUAUACGUGACCUAUACUAUACAGUAUACAUUUCCCGUGAAAUGGACAGCCGGCACUCCAUUCAUUGAAAUAUUCAUUAAAAUGUUUAUUUCGAUUUUUGACAAAUUGACAACAUCGUACUUAAAUGAAACGAGUGAAAAAAAGUCUGCAGACAGAGAGUAUACCAUUGCUAUUAAGCCAAGCGGAGAGACAGUUCGAUGGAGAUGACUCCGAUUGCUUUUUGUCUAGUGAUGACAUGACACCAUUUAAGAAGCAUAACGUCUACUACAAAAGCAGAUGGGCUAGGGUCUCUUCGCUUCUAUUCUGUGGAUUUUGCCAAUGGAUUUGGCAAAAAUGCUUCCGCAAGAAGGAACUUACUUCACGUACUAUUGUCAUUGGGAAACAAAGCACCGAAAAGUAUUCCCCAAAUGUCAUACGCAAUCAGAAGUACACCAUUAUCACAUUCCUCCCAAAGGUGCUCUAUCAACAGUUCAAAUUCUUUUUGAAUCUUUAUUUUCUUUUGAUGGCUAUGAGUCAAUUUGUACCUGAACUAAGAUUAGGAUACCUCUACACAUAUUGGGGACCACUGAUAUUUGUAUUGGCUGUCACAUUAUUUCGUGAAGGUGUUGAUGAUAUUCGAAGGUGGCAACGAGAUGAAGAAGUAAAUUCACAAAAAUACAAACGUCUAAUACGUGGUAAAGAUCACAAUAUUGGUACAGAGUAUGUAUCAUCAUCAAAACUCAAAGUUGGAGACUUAGUGCUUGUAGAAAAAGAUCAAAGAGUCCCAGCUGAUAUGGUGUUAUUAAGAACUACUGAAAAAUCUGGUGCUUGUUUUGUACGAACUGAUCAAAUGGAUGGGGAAACUGAUUGGAAAUUACGUCUUGCUAUUGGAGACACUCAAAAAUUAGAUUGUGAUGCGCGUUUGUUUGAUAUUACAGCCACUAUUUUUGCUGAAAAACCUCAAAGAGAUAUUCACAGUUUCAUAGGAACAUUUAGAAGACAAGAUAAUGGGGAAGAAGUGAGUCUUGAUGUAGAAAAUACAUUAUGGGCUAACUGUGUUGUAGCUAAUGGUUCAGCACUUGGUGCUGUUGUUUACACCGGUGCUGAAACCAGGUCUGUUAUGAAUAAUUCUCAGCCUCGAAGUAAAGUUGGACUCUUGGAUAUAGAAAUUAAUCAGUUAACUAAGGUAUUGUUGGAAUUUUUUUACUUUAUUAUUUUUUUUUUUAAACUUAUAUUGUGUGUUAAGAAAUUGAGUUAA